Messenger RNA from Ruditapes philippinarum (Manila clam), 2626 nucleotides. RefSeq lists its product as uncharacterized. Gene Ontology annotation, biological process: positive regulation of transcription initiation by RNA polymerase II. Bases 5 to 1201 code for a protein of 398 amino acids. Gene Ontology annotation, cellular component: nucleus; transcription regulator complex. NCBI's taxonomy places the organism in Eukaryota, Metazoa, Mollusca, Bivalvia, Venerida, Veneridae. The record is from RefSeq and is a predicted model, not a curated record. Gene Ontology annotation, molecular function: transcription coactivator activity; DNA binding. The transcript has 10 exons.
UUGCAUGAUAGCCGAGGUAAUCGGAAUAUGUCAUGUUAACAAUAAGUUUGUCGUGUUUAAAUAUCCUGGUUUAAAAAGCGAAGGUCAAAAAAUGGAUUAUUUAUAUAAAUACAUGUUUACGGCUAAAAAACAAGUUCAGGUGCAGAAAACGUCGAAAGGAAAAGCACGUUCAAAGAGUCACUCUUCGAGCUCCCGGUUAUUUUCGUUUCUUGGUGAUUUAUCGACCACAAAGAAAACACCGAAAAAGAAGACACCAAGCGAGAAAGCAAAACCAAAGAAGAAAGAGGGCGUGACAGGUGCGGUACAAGCGGGACCAUCAACCAGUAAGAAAAAGACGGCGUAUGAAGGCUCUGGAAUGGGCCAUGGUGGCGAGAUCAUGUUUGAGGCUCAAAAACAAGUUCAUCUGCAGAAAACGUCAUUCAAUGAUUGUUUCCAACAACAAGAAUCGAAAGAAGAAAAACUUUCAAUGAGUUACUCUUCGAGCUCCGAGGCUCAAAAACAAGUUCAUCUGCAGAAAACGUCAUUCAAUGAUUGUUUCCAACAACAAGAGACGAAAGAAGAAGAACUUUCAAUGAGUUACUCUUCGAGCUCCCAGGCUCAAAAACAAGUUCAUGAGCAGAAAACGUCAUUCAAUGAUUGUUUCCAACAACAAGAGUCGAAAGAAGAAGAACUUUCAAGGAGUCACUCUUCGAGCUCCGAGGCCGAAAAACAAGUUCAGGUGGAGAAAACGUUAUUCAAUAAUUGUUUACAACAACAAGAGUCGAAAGAAGAAGAAAUUUCAAGUCACUCUGUGGACUCCGAGUUUUUUUCGUUUCUCGAUGAUUUACCGACAACAAAGAAACCAGAAACACCAAAAAAGAAGACACCAGGCGAGAAAGCAAAACCAAAAAAGACAGAGGGCGUGACAACUGUUAAAAGAAAGGCGGUAACAGCGGGACCAUCCACCAGUAAGAAAAAAAAGAAGGCGUAUGAAGGCUCUGAAAUGGGUCAUGGUGGCGAGAUCAUGUUUGAGCUUUCGAUGAUGAAGUAUUUGACAGCAAAUAAAAAGGAUGGAAAAUUAACGGUUGGUAUCAGAGAAUAUUACCAUGAUGAUGGGAAGUUACUGCCAAGUAAAGAAGGAAUAUCUUUAACUUUGGACCAAUACCAAAGGCUGAAGAGUCAGCUAGCAUCGGUUGAUAAAGUGUUGAAGAACCUCUCGUAAUUUGUAGAGUCGUAGUUACAUUCUAUUUUUUUGUAUCUCUUCUUAUCUUUAUGCUCUGCUUUAUACAAGGCGUUUCAUAUUAUUAACGUCUCUGACAGGUAAAAUACUUAUCAUUGUAACCAAUGUUCUAUAUUCAUAUAUCAUAUGUAAUCAGGAUUGUCUUGAAUAUAUUAAAAAGUAAAGGAAGAGAAAAGGGAAAAUAUAGUUUUAGCCUGGUGGACUGAAAUGUGCGAUAUUUUUAAUUUAAAGAAAGUGUUAAACUGUAAUAGAUACAUAAAUAUUGAACAAUGAUUAAAAAAAAAUAAUGUUGUUAACCAAAUUAUUGUUGAAGAUAAUAGAAAAAAUUGCAUGAUGAUAAAUGGUAUUGUUAAAUAUUUGAAUACAAUGCAAAUUAUAAAUGAUAAGGGACACAACGUUUAAUAACUUGUUUUAGUCAUACACUGCUACGUUAAUUUUGUAUUACAUAUAUAUUAUACAAGAAAAGCAAAACGUCCAAGCAAGAAAUGCAGAAAGUGAAGAUGAACUAGUAGACAUAUGAUGACAAGAUAUUCUUAUAAACUUUUCAAUGGUUAAUUGGUUUUUACCAAAAUGAACAGAUGAAAGACAUUGUUCAUUAUGAACUUUGAUUGACAUGCUAGAGAUUAGAAUAUUACUUGUUAUUUCUUUAUGAUCGUGAUUUUUAAUAGCAACGGAUAUACAUGUAUACAAUCAUUUAUAAUUCAUAUGUGUAACGCAUGAUCAACACGUACCACACUUGUGUAAUUGUCCCUUAUUAUGGAAGACCACAUCUUAAGGUAUCUGUUCACACUUAGUAAAAAUAUGGCACUGGCUAUAUUACCAUGUUGAUUAUUUUGAGCAUAAUUGUUUAUUAUAAAUACAAUAAUUGUUAUAUCUAUUUCAAUAUAAAAAAAUACAAAUUUUAUGAAUAUUGUUUUCCUCUCUUUUUUGUGUUUUUGAGUUUUUACGUUUACUACUCUCUUUUUCUUAUAAACAUUGUAAAAUAAAUUUUAAGAAUUCAAUUGUCAUAUUGACCGAUGAUUAUAAGUCAAAACUUAACUGGAAAAAGUCAGUAAAUUAUGGUUAAUCUUUCAAUAUAUAAUGUUGUUUAUUCUUAAACCAUGUACAUGUACAUUUGUAUUUUUCUUUAUCUUUUUUUAAAUUAUCAAUCAAUUGAAUAAUUCAUAAAAUCUAAUUUGUAACUUUGAAUAAUUCCUCGGCAUCUUUACUAAACACGAAUGACAAAUUAAAUAAAAUGUUUCAAAGUUGAAAGUGUCAUAUUAAUACGAUAAAAAUGUACCUUUUUUCUCAAUUAUUGUACAUAUUUAUUGUUUUUAUCUCAUAUAGAUAAAAUGAAACAUGCUAUUGUUGUUUUUUUUUCGAAUUGUAUGUUUUUGUAUAAUAAUAAUCAAUAAAUUUGAGAGUUGG